GAGCAGAACUCAUGCCACUUUUUCGCUGCUCAGCACAGCGGCCCAAACAAGAGGAAUGCAAACAAGCAAAGCAUACGAGGCUAUAAAACCUGAUCACAAUCGCGCUUUCGAGAAUGUCCAGCUUGGCAAGGCUGAGGACGACGGCGGACGGUAAAAUAAAAGGAGCUCUAAAUCGAAGUCAAGCCAUGACGUUGUUGAAAACAGGCAAGCCCCAAACAUCGGGAACCAUCAUUUUUCGAGCACCGAGCCCGCAGCUGCCGUCCACUUGUACUGGCGCAUCAUUCCAUGUAGACCAAUGCAAUUGGAAGCGCCGGCAACGUGUGUGCAAUCUUCUAGGUCCUGGUUUGCAGGCUCUAGAACGUGAUAUCAGGGCCAACGAAUCCGAGACUUCCGUUCAAAGUUGCUGUGACGCAGCCUGCUGCUCUAGCCGGAGUCCUUGAUGUCAAGUUUUCAGAGGACAUGAUCAGUUGAUCUUCUUAUUUCCACUUAUCAACCGGCUUUUUCUGUUCCCCUUCUCUUAAACCCAUCACUGUCACUUUCUCAGAUCCAUACCAAUUGCUACCUUAAGAGCUGUUUAGUCGUGCUAUCUCAUUGCUUGUUACGCCCUUUAUCCGCCAAUAUGCCUGGGGAAGUGAUUGACAGGCCAAAUCCCAAAGCUUUGAAGUCUUUGAUCCCGGACGAUGUACUCAAACUCUCAGUUCAGCUUGAGAAGCUGCAACUGAGUGAUGCAGACCUCAAAGGACUCGAGGAGUUCCGCAGAGCAAGCAACUACAUUGCAGCUGCCAUGAUUUUUCUCAGUGAUAAUGCCUUCCUUGAGCGAGAUCUCAAGUUUGAUGAUAUCAAACCGAGGCUUCUAGGGCACUGGGGAACAUGCCCAGGUUUAACCCUCGUCUACGCCCACCUUAACUUCCUCACCCGCAAAAAUGAUCUUGACUGUAUUUAUGUUGUCGGUCCAGGGCACGGUGCUCCAGCUAUUCUUGCGUCUCUCUGGCUGGAAGGUAGCCUCGAGAAAUUCUACCCACAAUACAGUCAAAACAAACAGGGUUUACAUAAUCUUAUAACUGGCUUUAGCACACCUCACGGAUUCCCCAGUCACAUCAAUGCUGAAACGCCUGGCUCUAUUCAUGAAGGUGGUGAGCUGGGAUAUGCACUCUCGGUUGCUUUUGGAGCUGUUAUGGACAAGCCAGAUUUGAUUGUUGGCUGUAUUGUUGGUGACGGAGAGGCUGAAUCCGGUCCAACUGCCACUGCAUGGCACGCGGCCAAAUACAUCGAUCCUGCUGAAUCAGGUGCGGUUAUACCUAUCGUGCACGUGAACGGGUUCAAGAUCUCUGAAAGAACUAUUUACGGAUGCAUGGAUGACAAGGAAAUGGUUACUCUUUUCACGGGUUACGGGUACCAGUGCAGAUUCGUGGAAGAUCUAGAAGACAUCGACCGAGAUUUGGCGACAAGCUUCCAGUGGGCUUUGGACGAGAUCCGGAUGAUCCAGAAGGCUGCAAGAUCUGGCAAGCCUAUCAUGAAGCCUCGCUGGCCUGUCAUCAUAAUGAGGACGCCCAAAGGUUGGAGUGGACCUAAGGUUGUCGAUGGCGAGUUCGUUGAAGGGUCCUUCCACGCUCAUCAAGUUCCACUGAUGGCCGCCAAAACCAACGAAGAUCAGCUCGCGGACCUCCAGAAGUGGCUUCUGUCUUACGGACCUGCAAAGUUGUUCACAGAGACUGGCAAUGUGACCGAUUCUAUUAAGAGCGUCAUUCCCGUUGAUGCAAACAAAAAGCUCGGACAGCGUGCUGAGACAUACAAGUCUUACGAGCCGUUGAAAGUUCCCGAUUGGAGAAGAUAUGGAGUGGAGAAAGGAACAGAGGAGUCCUGCAUGAAGGCUAUUGGGAAUUUAAUCGACCAGGCUCUUGUGGAUAACCCCAAAUCCCUUCGAAUCUUCUCCCCAGAUGAGUUAGUCAGCAACAAGCUUGAUGCAGUAUUCAACCACACUGGUCGAGACUUCCAGUGGGAUGAAUUCUCCCAUGCCAAAGGUGGCCGAGUCAUAGAAAUCCUCAGCGAGCACACUUGCCAGGGUUUUCUACAGGGCUACACGCUCACUGGCCGGACCGGCAUCUUCCCGUCAUAUGAGAGUUUCCUGGGUAUCAUUCAUACGAUGAUGGUCCAGUACAGCAAGUUCAACAAGAUGGCUCGCGAAACCACCUGGCGAACAGAUCUCUCUAGCAUCAACUAUAUCGAGACAAGUACCUGGACAAGACAAGAGCACAAUGGUUUCUCCCACCAGAAUCCCUCAUUUAUCGGCGCAGUUCUAAACCUGAAGCCAAAUGCUGCGCGAGUUUACUUCCCUCCUGACGCGAACACCUUCCUCUCAACAGUAGCCCACUGUCUCCGCUCUAAGAACUACGUAAACCUCAUGGUGGGUUCUAAACAACCGCAGCCAGUGUUCCUCUCAGUUGAAGAAGCAGAAGCACACUGUCAAGCAGGAGCAUCAGUUUGGAAAUUUGCAUCCACAGAGGACGGGCUGAACCCCGACGUAACACUCGUGGGUAUUGGGUCUGAACUAAUGUUCGAAGUCGUUGUCGCCGCCUCCAUCCUUCGCAGAAAGUGUCCCGCACUCCGAGUACGAGUCGUCAACGUCACAGAUCUCAUGAUCCUAGAAGCCGAGACUCUCCACCCCCAUUCCCUGACCAACGACGAGUUCAACUCCCUCUUCACGCCCAAUCAUCCCAUCCACUUCAAUUACCAUGGCUACAGCAACGAAAUCAAGGGUCUCCUCUUCGGGCGUCCAAACCUCGACCGUAUCACCGUCGAGUGUUACAAAGAAGAAGGAUCUACAACGACACCAUUCGACAUGAUGCUCCGCAACAGUGUAAGCAGAUACCAUGUCAUGGAAGCUGCUAUCAAGGCUGGUGCGAAGGUCAAUCCAAAUGUUAGGCUGGACAUGACGGCUUUGCUGGGCGAAGUGAGACAUCAGGUUUCUAAGGUGCAGAAGUACAUCAUGGAGACCGGGAAGGAUCCAGAGGGAACGUUUGAUGUGCCUAAGUUUGAGGGGACGGUGUUUAGAGGUGGAAACAAGGGCGAUGGAAACAGUAGUGGCAAGGAGGAUGGAUUUUUUGUUAACUGA
This is a messenger RNA of Cadophora gregata, 3112 nucleotides long. RefSeq lists its product as uncharacterized. Gene Ontology annotation, biological process: carbohydrate metabolic process. The transcript has 6 exons. Lineage: Eukaryota; Fungi; Ascomycota; Leotiomycetes; Helotiales; Ploettnerulaceae. The record is from RefSeq and is a predicted model, not a curated record. Bases 620 to 3112 code for a protein of 830 amino acids. Gene Ontology annotation, molecular function: aldehyde-lyase activity.